This is a messenger RNA of Echinococcus granulosus, 1905 nucleotides long. Its product is annotated as Transcription factor 25. Bases 1 to 1905 code for a protein of 634 amino acids. Gene Ontology annotation, cellular component: RQC complex. The transcript has 11 exons. Lineage: Eukaryota; Metazoa; Platyhelminthes; Cestoda; Cyclophyllidea; Taeniidae. The record is from RefSeq and is a predicted model, not a curated record.
AUGUCGUCUCGGGCGCUCAAAAAACUGGUCGGCUCAAAUACUUCGGAGGAGCCUGUUGAAGUGGAGGAUGCCGAAGAAUGGACACCUGCACCAAAGCAAUCUAUAUUUUCCAUGGUUGACAUUCCGGAACUGAUGGAAGGGGACGCACCUGAUUCCGACAGCGACUCCGCCCAAGAAAAAGUCACGCAACAACCCUUCCAAACUCCAAAACGCAAAAAAAGGACAAAAAGGAAUAAGAGGAAAGCCACUAAGUCAAAACUUGCAAGUAGCCCCGAAAUCACCGACGAUGACAUCUUGUUAGAAGCGGCUCGACAAAGCUGCUCUAACCGGGAAUUGUCAACUACUAAGGUGCCCGUAGCGGCCUCCACGCGACCCGCGGAUCUUCUGGCUGUGAAUAGAAAAUUCCUUGACUACCGAGCUGAAUUGCAGCGGAAGUUCGGAUCCAGCUUGGCAGCGGGUGCUCGAGCACACUAUUCUCUUCCGUUUGGUCAGCUGGUUCGACCAAAAGCCACGUGGCCCCCAUUGGCUAAAUGUGGUUUGGAGAUGAAAACCUCUAGUGAUACUGAUGGUAGCUGCAUGUUUGCGUUCGCACACAGCAAGGACUAUUCGAAGCAACAAAAGGCUUUUUACGCUCUCCAGGAUAUGAUGGACCCGAACACGCUUUCAAUGGUCCUCUCCAAAGCUCCCUACCAUGUGGACACCUUACUACACCUCAGCGACUACCUAAUGCAUCAGGACCAAUCUGAGGUGGCGGUGGACAUGAUAGAGCGCGCUCUCUAUGCCUGUCAAUCGGCAUUCCAUCUGACCUUCAACUUCGCUACUGCCUCCUGCCGUAUGGACUACAGGGUGCAAGAGAAUCGAAGCUUCUUCGUUGCCAUUUUCCGCUACCUCUUCUACGUUGCCUCGCGAAGUUGUUAUCGCUCGGCUUUGGAGUAUAGCAAGGUGCUACUUCUGCUAGAUCCAGAGAAUGAUCCACUAGCAAUCAUUCUAGCCAUUGACUUCUUGGCCAUUUCAACGGAAGAGUACGAAUUUCUCAUCAGUUUCUACGAUACCUGGAAUCCAAAGCGGAACCUCAACCUUCUCCCAAACUUUGCCUUUUCGAUGCCUCUCGUGCGGUGGUUGCAACGAAAUCGACUGCGCAAACGAAAACAGAGUGAAGAUCUCCUUGAUUCCGACGAAAUUGAUAAGAUGCUUCAAGAUGCUCUAAUCAUGUUUCCCGGUUUUCUUACCCGUUUGAUGCAUCAAGUCAAGGUGGGUGGGACCGACAACCUGGACAAGUCAGUUCUCUUUGGCAAGGAGAUUCGUCUCUCGGAAAGUGAGAGUUUGAGUCGUCUGCUCGACCUCUAUGUGUCACAGUCGCGCUAUCACUGGCAGGAGCCCGACGUCCUCCCCUGGCUGGAAGCCAAUGUGGUGGUGGUUCUCGGUCUCGUGGAACCCAUUGUCGUUGACGCUGAUGACGCCUCUACUCAUGGGCGCAAUGUCCAACCGGACGAACGGCUCGUUGUUUACUCAGAGAGACGAAAGCGGCUCUACCCUCAACCACCUCGCAACAUUCUUCGCUAUAUCUUUCUUCGAGAUCUUCCUGAUGUCCCUCCCCUUGUUCCUCCGGCCUUUGCCAGCCAACAAAUCUAUCCGCUGGACCCCUUCCCACCCGCUGAUUCCAUCAACACGUACGAUCCGGAGGCUGAAAGGCGACAACGUGGAGACACGGAGGGUGGGAUCAUGGGUUUCUUAAAUACCCUUUUCUCCACACUGUGGCCGACUGUACCAUCGCGAGAAGAGGAAGUCGCUGAUUUGAACGCCAUUUUGGCCCAAUUCGGUCUCGCGGUGGUGGUAGAAGAGGUAGAUAUCGACGCAGAGGCGGCGGAAACAGAAAAUGAGGUACCCCCUCAUGAAUUUGAUUAG